Molecule: messenger RNA, 1032 nt
Organism: Prunus armeniaca (apricot)
Lineage: Eukaryota; Viridiplantae; Streptophyta; Magnoliopsida; Rosales; Rosaceae
Source: the annotation of a GenBank genome assembly
AUGGCAAACAUAAAUGAGUUUGUGCAGUGCUCAGUGGGUAAGUUUGAUGGGCAGGGAAACUUCCAGUAUUGGGAUUCUCAGAUGGAGUUUUUCUUCAAAGUUAUGGAAUACACAGAUGUUAUGAUAAAUGGGUUCACUGACCCAGGAGAUCAAGCCACCCUUACACAGAACCAGAGAGAAGAGAUGGUGAAAAAUUGGAAGAAAGAUAGCCGGGCCUUGAUGUAUAUCUUUGUUGCAAUUGAUCCAGCAAUCUAUGAGAAGAUUGCACAUGUCUCUACAUCUAAGGAGGCAUGGGAUGUGCUAAUCAAUAGCUAUAUUGGAAGAGAUAAGGAGAAGAAUGACUCUAAGAACGAGGAGUCUAGCUAUGAAGUAAGAUCAAAUGCAAAGAAUCAUAACUCAAAUUACAAAAUGGUUCAUAAUAGAUUUGAAAACAAAAGAGGAAGAGGCCGAAGCAACACUUGGAGCAAAGCCCAUGAUAAAUCCAAUGUUCCAUGUUUUAAGUGCUGGAAAUAUGGCCACUACAAAAAUGAAUGCAAUUCUCAGAGAUUUGAAAAUAAGGGGCAUCAUGCUAAGGUUGCAAAGGAUGAUAAAGGAAAUGAAGAGAUUUGUUGUUGGCUUAUAAUGUUGUCAGUGACGAUGAGAAAAACAAGUGGUUGCUGGAUACUGGAUACUGGAUGCAGUAAUCACAUGUGUGGGCAUAAGGACUUGUUCAGUGAUUUGAAUGAUUUGCGCCACAAUUUUUUGAGCCUCGAACAACUCUCAAAGAAAGGGUACGACAUUUGGCUUCUCAAUGGAGUUUGUACUAUUAGUGAUGCUAGUCAUGAACUAAUAGCUAAGAGCGGGUUGCCCCCGUCUGAAAGCUUAACGGCCACACGUGCUCCACGUCACCCAAAAUGUGUUGUCCACAUGUUACGCUUGAAAAUUCACCACAUGUGCGGGGGCAUAAAGAAACUUGAUGAUGCAAAGAGCACAUCAGGUUAUGCUUUUCACAUUGGCUCUGGUGUUAUCUCUUGGUCAUCAAAGAAGCAAUAA